AUGCAAGGAACAGGUCAGGGAAUGCAUGGAACAGGUCAGGGGAUGCAAGGAACAGGUCAGGGGAUGCAAGGAACAGGUCAGGGGAUGCAAGGAACAGGUCAGGAGAUGCAAGGAACAGGUCAGAAGAUGCAAGGAACAGGUCAGAGGAUGCAAGGAACAGGUCAGGGGAUACAAGGAACAAGUCAGGGGAUGCAAGGAACAGGUCAGGGGAUGCAAGGAACAGGUCAGGGGAUGCAAGGAACAGGUCAGGGGAUGCAAGGAACAGGUCAGGGGAUGCAAGGAACAGGUCAGGGGAUGCAAGGGACAGGUCAGGGGAUGCAAGGGACAGGUCAGGGGAUGCAAGGAACAGGUCAGGGGAUACAAGGAACAGGUCAGGGGAUGCAAGGAACAGGUCAGGGGAUGCAAGGAACAGUUCAGGGGAUGCAAGGAACAGGUCAGGAGAUGCAAGAAACAGGUCAGGGGAUGCAAGGAACAAGUCAGUGA
Molecule: messenger RNA, 483 nt
Organism: Saccoglossus kowalevskii
Lineage: Eukaryota; Metazoa; Hemichordata; Enteropneusta; Harrimaniidae
Product: spidroin-1-like
Source: RefSeq, a predicted model, not a curated record